AACGGUGCGGGGAAACUCGCUCGCCGCUCCUCCGCCCGUGCCGGGCGCUUGGCAACCGGGGCGCCGCGCAUGUGGGACCGCCGGGGGCCGCCGCCCCCCCGCCGGGCCCCGCGUCCCCCUCCCCGCCCCGGACAAGGCGUUUAACGUGCCCAGGCGUGAAGUAUGGCAUGCAAAGAUGGUUUCUGCCAAGGAGCCAGCCAUCGCCAUGUCCUCGGGUCUCUCCAUCGCCCUCCUGCACUGCCUGUGCCUGGCGACCUGUCUCACCGGGCCGCCAGGGCAGAUCAAAAAAGAGGAGAAAUUGUGGCCGGAGAAUUUUACCAACAUCCUGAACAGCCUCCUGGAUGGCUAUGACAACCGGCUGCGACCGGGAUUUGGGGGUCCUGUUACUGAAGUCAAAACAGAUAUAUAUGUCACCAGUUUUGGACCUGUUUCUGAUGUAGAAAUGGAAUAUACAAUGGAUGUCUUCUUUCGUCAGACAUGGGUAGAUAAAAGAUUAAAAUAUGAUGGCCCUAUUGAAAUUUUAAGACUUAACAACUUGAUGGUUUCGAAGGUAUGGACUCCUGAUACUUUCUUCAGGAAUGGAAAAAAGUCUGUUGCUCAUAAUAUGACAGCCCCUAAUAAACUCUUCAGAAUAAUGAGAAAUGGCACCAUCCUGUACACAAUGAGGCUUACAAUAAGUGCAGAGUGUCCCAUGAGAUUAGUGGAUUUUCCCAUGGAUGGUCAUGCUUGUCCUCUCAAAUUUGGGAGUUAUGCAUAUCCAAAGAGUGAAAUGAUUUAUACCUGGACAAAAGGACCCGAGAAGUCAGUGGAAGUUCCUGAGGAGUCUUCCAGUUUAGUUCAGUAUGACCUGCUUGGGCAUACGGUAUCCUCUGAAACUAUAAAAUCUAUUACAGGUGAAUAUAUUGUUAUGACAGUUUAUUUCCAUCUGAGACGGAAAAUGGGUUAUUUUAUGAUUCAGACCUACAUCCCAUGCAUUAUGACCGUGAUCCUCUCUCAAGUUUCAUUUUGGAUAAAUAAGGAAUCAGUUCCUGCUAGAACUGUAUUUGGGAUAACUACAGUGUUGACAAUGACGACACUGAGCAUCAGUGCAAGACAUUCACUUCCAAAAGUAUCCUAUGCUACUGCCAUGGACUGGUUCAUAGCGGUUUGCUUUGCCUUUGUGUUCUCUGCUCUGAUUGAGUUUGCUGCUGUCAACUAUUUUACUAACAUUCAAAUGGAAAAAGCCAAAAGGAAGACGGUCAAGUCCCUUCUUGAAUUUCCUGUUGCUCCAGUACAAAGGAAAAGAAGUACAGAAGAGACAUUCACGGCUUUCUCCUUAAUUCUGCCUAUGCUAAGAUUUGAGACUUUGCUCUUCCAAGACAGGUGUACAAGGUGAGCCCACAGCUACUGUUAAUAAAGACUUAACUAUUGUGCAAUCCUUUCUAUGACUGAAGGAUUACUUCUGGUCUCCAACUGUGCAGAACAGGUCACUGCUCUAAUUCUCUAGAACCUAACAUGGAUGCUACACCUUGCUUUCCAAACUGACAUGUAAAAUACUGCUUGCUAUAUUUUGCUUCUAAGGACUAAUCUAGAAUUUUUAAAUUCCUUAUUAUUUAUUAUUAUUAUUAUUAUAAAAUAUUUCUUUAUUACUUAUAAUGAAUCUGACUUUUUGUUCUGCACAAAUACUGCCUAGUCAGUGCUGAUACUGAAAUCUCAGUUUCCUUAGUACUGAGAUUGGUGGUGAGUUUGUGGUGCACAACGAAUGCAGGACAGUAGCCGGACUAUAGCAUGUAAUUUAUAAGCAAUGUUUCUUAAUGUAAAUCUACACAUUUUUUCUCAAUAGAUAGGCUUGAUUUUUUGACCCAAUAAGUAUUUAAAAAUCUGCACUGUGCUGACGCUAUUGUGGUAGAAACUCUGUUGAUAGCAGUACAAUUGCCAGAGCUCAAGGAAAAGUUGUAUUUUAAACCUGAAGUUUUUUUCAAACAGACUUUGCCUGUAAUACUGAAUUUUCCAGUCUCCCAAAAUCAAAAAUUUUCUCUCAGCCCAGGGACGAAGUGUAUGCUUAUUGGGAGAGAAGGUGCCUGAAUACUUGAACCUUACAGUUCUUUCUGUUUAAUAUCUCACCAUUUGCAAUGUGCUCUGGGUCUUCUGCUAACUGGGGGAGAUCCCUGUCUUAGGCCUAUUAGCCCUGUACUUUAGUCUACCUUGAAAUGGCAUACAGGUGUCUCUGCCCACUAUUUUUGCAAUUGAGAUGUCAUCUGUAUAGGUCCCCUGAAAAAUUACAGACCAGUUGAGGUUGUCAAGAAAAACAAACAUGGUGACAUUAUAUUUUAAAAUAAGGGUUUGUCUUAUGAGCUGUUGAUUCUGUAUUAUUAACUGGAUGGUUUCACAGUUUUGAUGUUUUUUUUUUUUCCCUCAAGUAACAUGGUGAGAUUGUCCUUGAAGGAUUCUAUGAGGGAGCAAGUUGGGCUAUGAACCUGGAUUAGCUAUAGAAUAUGAAGAUUUUUCUAUCUGGUGAUAUUAGAAAUUAGGCAUAUUAAUAGUAAACUUUGAUAAAGUAAAGAUAAAUUUCACAUUAUUAGAAGUCCUUUUUUGACAGGUGUAUUUUUGACCAAAUUCUUACCAUAGAAUUAAACUGUAUUUUCUGUAUUGAAUCAGUUCAUAUAUUACUCAUGCUAAUUAGAAUUUUUAAUGAUGGUUAUUUUUCUCUUUUCAGUCAAAACAACUUUUAUAGCUGUCCUGGAUCAAAGGAAACUCCUAUGAUUUAUCAUUAUGAUCAAAUGAUUUGGAUAUAUUACUUUAUGUUAUAUAUUUCUUCACUAGAAACAAUGAAUUUUUGCUGGAGAAAAUGUGGGCUAUCUGUUUUUCUAAGUUAUUCUCUUAUGUAAGAGCCACAUGAUGGGUAUUUCUGAUUAAUAUAUCAAUUAAGUGAUAAAUGCAGUUCAGGGGCUAGCUAAGUAGUCUGAACUGUGUUAAUUACAAGAAAAAAAUCCUAGCAUCAAGCUAAUUUACUGGGCUGAGGGUAGCAGGAGCAAGCCUGCAAUAGCUGCAGAUGCAGUUUGUGUUCCUUUAUUACUUGAUUUUACUUUAGCCAUGGUAUUCUUCAAUAUUUUUUUUUAACUCCUUCCCCUGCCUACCCUAUUUUAACUCCUUCUUGUCUUUAACUUCUUGAUACAAACUUAAUGUAUUUCAAUAAGGAGGAGUGCAGAUCUGUAGAAGACAUCCCAGGAGUAGGAUUCUAGAUUUUUUGAGGUCUGCCUUGAGUUUCCAAGGGACUUGGACAAACUUUCUGUCAGGCACAGCAGGAUAUCUCUGAAAUAUGUCUAACGCAAGAAAGGUAACUUAAACCUUGGUUACCUAUGAUUUCUUUGUUUUGGGAACAAGUUAAAAUGCUUUCUGUUUAGAAGGAAAGAUCCUACCCCUAAAUGUUCUGAACUGCUUUUGUUGGUAUAAGCAGAAAUGUUGCUGCAAGUCAAUGUGUUAUGGAAAUGAAUGAUUUAUAGUUUGUUAUUGGACUCCUGAGUCUAUUUUUGUGCUUCUGUACUAUUUCCUUUUCACUGUAUUCCUAUGAAGUUUAUUUUUAAAGACCUACCCAGUUUUGGAGAUGAAGAAUGCUACUGAAAGGUAGUCUUCAAAAAAUAGACUCCUAAACACUGGUAACAUGAGCUUCAACCUCAGCUGUUUGUUAAAAGAGUGUGAAACUCAGGAAAAAUCAGGUCAGACUCAAAAAAACCUUUUUGAAUGGAAUUAUUUCUUCAAACUCAGUCACAAGUAGGUUGUAACUCUCAAUUUUUCUUCCUCUUUUCUGAAGACAAUUAAAUGUCAGCUUGUCCUUAGCAAGUCUUGUAGCGUCUAAUGGGGAAACUCCAGGGUCAAGCUCUUCACUGCCAUGUGGGCACACACUCCCCUCCUUGCUUGGGUGCUAUGUGACACCCCACAAGCUUACGAGAAACGUUGUCAUGUGGACAACCUGCAUACUGCUUUUGUGUGAUUCAGAUGUAUUUUCUCUGGUAUGAAAUACUUACCUUUUAGUCAUUUAAGGGCACAGCUCAAGUUAUAUGAGAAAGUGGGAGAAAAGUGGAAAUCCUUUGGCAGCCCUUGGUGAGCAGACAUCUAGAGCAAUUAAUCUGGCUGGUGGCCAGCUCUUUUCCCCAGACUCCUGACUUACAGAACAAAGAUUGGGUCUGAUAAAUUGUUCUGAUGGGCUGCAUACAAUCUUGAGGCUAUAGGUGGGAUACUUCUUUUUUUAGUGUGCCAUUUUUUUUAUUGCUGUUGUUGUUCUUAAUCCCUGAAGCCGAUUCAAUAGUGAGAUGCCAGCAGAUACACUCUUGUGUCUAAGGUCUAGACUUUCAGUGAAACCGAAAACUUUAGCCUCUGAACCAAAACUUCCAUUUGAAUACACAGACAUAAUGGAGAGGUACAAAACCCAUACAAGACCUAGAGUAGUACCACUUACUUACUUUGCUCCUUCUUUGGAGCAGUAGAAUGCUAGCUUCCUUUGUCCCAGCAAUAGUGAAGUAGAGCUAAACCCUCCUGCCUCAUAAAUGAAUGGAAGUAUCUGAAGAGCAAAUUGGUCUUGAUGGCAACACUUGGGCCACAAGUCUGGUUACUGGAUUCCUUAUGUGGAUGCACAGCCUAUCUCCUUUGUGAGACUUAAACAGUCCUGCAGUAGGACACCAUUUCAGGUUUUAAAUAUAAUGACCAUUUUUUUCUGCUUCACUACUUCUCCACUGCCUAGGGUGUUACAGUUUGGGCUUUUCAGGGCAGUGGCAUUUAAAACUCAGUUCCUAAUGAAGGAAGUCAGGCUCGAGAAAUGCAUAGAGUUCAUCUAAAUAUAAGGAUAGGACCAUACGAAAUAGAAGCUGCUGUGCCAUUGAACAAUUUCUUUACAUGUCAACAAUUUUCUGCUGCUCUAAUUUAAUUAGUCAACAUUUUUGGUAUUGAUGAUUUACAGUCAAGAUAUGCUAGCAUCAGGUUUAAAUAGGAUGAGAGUGGGUGCAGGUCAUAAACAACUGGCACAUUUUGUACUAAAUGCUACUUGAGAGACAGAAGAGACUAAUCACCUGGGAGAAGGUUGCAGUGACUUAGUGGGAACUUUCAAUUUUUGGAUACCUGAAGAUAGAUCCAAAAUGGUUCAUGAAAUAUUUUGUUAGCUGUGAUGCUCAGGUACAAUGUUUUGUGGGUCUUUUUAUGCUUACUUGAUUUUAUUUGCCUUUUGUUGUUUUGCUACUUUGUUUUUUGGUGCAGUUUUUUAUUUUUUUUUAUAUUCUUUUUUUUGAGGGGGGCCUUUUUUACUAUUGAUUUUGGUUGUAUGGUUUUUUAGGGUUAGGUUUGUUUGGUUUUUUGUUUGGUUCUUUUUUUGGUUUGUUUUGGGGUUGUUUUUUGUUUGUUUUGAUUUUUUACUUGGUUCACUAGACUUAGUUCCAUUGAUCCACUGGCCCUAUUCAUAAUGUAUAAAGCUAAAUAUGGGCUCAAGUGUGACUUGGGCAUAAAUAAGAGACAUAAAAAUUAAAAAUUUCAUAUAAUAUUUCAUAUAAUAUUUCUUUUUAAAAUAAUAAAUUAAAGUGCUAUAUUCAAAACUUUCGUAUUUGUUCAACAUCCUGAUAUUACUCUACCUUUUAUUUGGUUGGGUUGUGAACGAAUUUAAACUGUAAGUAGAAACAUUACUGCAAAGUGAGCAGAGUAAUUACUGGAAGCAGGUAAUGUAUGGGAUUUGUGCCUAGAUUCUGACCCAACUUAACUGUGAUGUAAACUCCACUGAAUUCCAAAAUUCAGUUAUAGUGAAGAUAGAAAAUGGUGGGAUGCUAGAUCAAAAACUGUUGGGAUUUAAAGGUGGACAAUGGAGUUUUUCUUAUUGUAUAGUGAAAGUGUUUUUUUGGGGGGGAGGUUGGGUUUGUUGUGAGUUUUUUUUUUGUUUUUUUUUUUUUUUUCCAAUAUGUACAAAAAGAAGCGGGAUUUUAGUUGCAGCACUUGGUGGAUGACAAAAAAAAUCCUUCUGGAGCUCUAUGUUCUCCAAGCCUUAUUAGGAAAUGUUAUAAUUGAUAAUUCUUAAAUUUCUUUUUAGUAUUAGAAUGAACUGUCACAAAGUAGACAAGGAAAUAUGGAGGAUACACUUGGCUGUUACUCAUCUGAUGCUAAAAUACCUGACAGUGUUUAUUCUAAGUAGUGGAAGACUUUAUUUAAAUAGUAUUAGGAUAAGGCUCCUUUUUGGAAACUAAAGCAUAAUGCUUUUCCCCUCCCAUCACGUGUUUCAGAUUGCAAAUAAGCAGAGUGGAUAGUUGACUGGCUAACUUACCUCCCCUUUGUUUUUUCUUUCCAAAUAAUUUUCACUGGUCUCUGCACUGGUAGAGCUAGGGACUAGAAUUCAUUAUAUUUUGUGGCAGGUGGAGCUUUUACUUGGCUGUAUUCUAGGGCUCUAUAAGGCAAGCCAAAUUCUCUAGUAUUAUUCCAGUAAAAUUCUGAUUGACUGGCUCUGCAACAUAGUAGUAAACCAGGGUAGAUUUCUCCUCCAAGUUUUGCUUUUGCUCGCAGCAGGUCAAUAUGGUGUCUCAGUGGGAUUUGAGACAAGCAGCAUUAUUUACACUGAUGGCAACAUGCUGCUUCCCUGAUAAAUGUCAAAUAGUGUGAAUUUGGCAGGCUAUACAAUGUCCUCCCAGAAGAACAGACUGUUUCCUUAGGAAGGAUUGGUAAGGAUAAAAAACACUGUGGUAGAUAUUACUAAAUUACCAUACAAACAAUUUUGUUUUUGCAGCUAAACAGUAAGUGAUGUCAGACUUUGGUUGUUCUAAGCCUUCCAAUUUUUGAAUGAAUUUUUGCUUGGAUUAAUUGAAUUCUCCCAGUUCAGGAAGUCCAUGCUCUCAUAUAAUACAUUACUGACUCUCCUAUAUAUUAAUUUAUCUGUGUAUCAUUGAAAUUGUAGUAGUGCCAUCAUGAAAGAUACUAAUUGAAUCCUUGGAAAAUUAAUGGAAAGGCAUAAAGGUGUUUAUUGGCCAUUCAGUUUUGAUUUCAUUCUACUAACAUCUCAUUGUUACAUGCCUGAUUAUUCUAAUAAACAAUUAAAAUUCUUUGCAAUUUUACAUCUGCUUUGAUUGUGGUGCCCUUUUCAGGAAAUUUUUUUUGACUGGUUGGUUUUGUGUUUGGGUUUUGUUUUUUACUUAAGGAGAUGAAGUAUGCAAAGUUGUGAUUAGACCCUUGGCUUAAUUACUAAAUUUCCCUGGGUAGAUAUGUACAGAACUGACUUGCUGCUUCUUAAGUGUUUGCCAUGCAUCUUAGGUGGAUACUUACCCUGUUUCAACUUGCUGGCCAGCAUGCCUCUUACAUACAGCCUCCCACAAAUCCCUCGUGGGAGUCUGAGAGACUUGAGUCCUGCCUUUUCAAUACUGGAGAAUUAGAUUAGUAGCCAGACUGCUAGGUAGUUCUUGGCAUGUGAAGUUCAUUAUGUAUCAUUCUACAUAAUGAAGCUGCUCUCAUUAUGUUAAAUAAUGUAUAUGGGGCCAUGGAGAAGGAAAGGAAUUGAUACUGGAGCUAGCUUGUCUGUGCAUGUACUGCAAUGGGAGGGCAAGACUGAAGUGUGGAGAAAGCAACAUCUCUAGCAAGGAAGAAUGAUCAUUUGUCCUAGAAUAUCCAGUGGCCUGCUUGAGAUGUGAAAAGCCUGUGUUUAUGUCCCUGUGACAGGGCAGAUUUGAGAAGCAGUCUCCUAUCACCAAACCCAUGCUCCCUUCCUGGUUGCUGGGUUACAGUAGAGGACAGAGUCUUCUCAUGAGUCUUCUCACAGUGUAACUUAGCUGUCUUUCUUCAGGAAAGAUCUCAGAGCUGGAAGUGCUGGAUGCAGUUGGUGGCUCCUUCUGCAAGGGCUUGUAAUUUAGGCUGUGAUCCUACCUAGGGCAUUUCUCUCCAGCUUUGACAGCUGCGUGCUGAAUGUCAAAGUGUUAGUUCUCUCUCCCACUAAAACUGGUACCAGAUGGUGGUAGUGUGACUUGUAAAGUCUACUGUGCAUUUAUCCCUGGGCAAAGAGAAUUUACUGCUUUAAGUAUUGUACUACCUCAGUCCCAGAAAAAGAUACCGUUUUAGUAAUAUCCUGUGGCAGAGACCUGUUGGGAACUAGAAAAUGUAUUGACCUGCAGCAGUGAGCUCUCCACUUGAGUAGACAGUGCAAAAGCAGCCCUGGGAUCUUGCACAGUGAUGCUGUGAAGCUCUCUCACAGGGUGAGCCUGACACAGGUCUUCAGAAGUGUCUGUGUAUCCAACCCCACAACUGCUGAGCUAUUUUCCAAGGAGUCCCGAGGAAGAUUAGAAGAAUGCAUCUGAAUUAUAUUGCCAAUACAUGGCUCUAGUUUUAAUGUGCACCUGUUUUUCAGGAGUAGAUGAUGGCUGUGCUUCCUAGUGAUCAGAGAGCCUUAGAAGGGGAUUUUCCAUGCUGAGUACUACUGAUACUCUGUUAGCUCAGGCACUAAGAGCUUCUUAUUUUGGAUUGACAUCUCAAAAGGAUGUGCCCAUCAUAAAAACUAUGAAGAAAUUUAAAAUUACAGAGACUGAUUUAAAGUUGCUAUGUAGAGCACUAACAGGCUACAGAAAGAUGCUCUUGAGUUGCAUGAAACAGCUGACUGCACAAUGUUGUACCAACACAAGAGUUUCUCACAGCUUGCAGUGUUCUCACUGCUUUUGUUUUUAAAUACACUCCUAAGGACUAACUUUCCUGGUGUCCUAGUAAUCACUUUUAUCAUUGCUGCAUUCUCCUCAGGACAUGACUUGCGACUUUUAAAUAAUGUUCUUGUUUGUUUUACGGAUUCUAGGUUGGCCUUAUCAUAGGAAAUAUGCAGUGUGGUUGUUACCAGCUCUCUUUGUUCUGUAACAAGAUGAAUAAGUUUGUCAGUUCAGGACUGCAUAUUGCUGUGCUGAUGAUCCCCUUCCCUUGAACCUCAGCUCAGCUGCUGCAUGCUACUUCACUUUGUGCUAAAUUUGCAAUCUUGACUUCAUUGAAGUGCAAAAUUGCCUUGCUUGUCAAAAACUGGUAAUACAUACAAAACAAUCCAGUACUUUAUUUUUUUUUUUGGCUCAAGUUGAGGCUUACAUAGACUUAGAAAGAGUUUCAGAAUUUCCACAUUAUGUGAGCAGCUGUUUAUGGUGUACAAACCAUGUUAAAUAUUGAAGAAUUUAGAUCUACUCAUAUUUGUGCGUCAUUUUAGUGCUGUAGUAAACAGCAGUAUCCAUCAAAGUUGAGCUUAAAUGGAAAAGCAAAUGAUGUGUGAGUUGAUUUUUGGCAAUAGAUUUGUUGUAGGGUUUUUUUGUUUGUUCUAUACACUCUAUCAUAGAAGCUGGCCAUCAAACUUACUCCACAAAUCUGCCACAGUAUUUAAUAAUAAAUUGUAUAGAUUUAUCCUGAACUAUACUGAAAGCAUCUUUCAUUGUAUUAUUUAUGGUUAAUUGCAGGUGAAUCCAGUGGUGGUAAAGGCAGGGAUACAGCAUUAAUUACCACAUUUUACACACACUUGUAAGGAGGUUGAUAUAGACGUCCUAUCUUCAUGCCAAAUGAAAUGGAUUUUCUGUUCUAGUACUAGGAAGAGGGCAUCUUGCAUCAGGACAUUACACAUAGGAAGAAUUUGUAUUCAAUGAUUCUUUCCCUAAUUUAGUUCUUUUAAAGAUAAAAGAAAUAGCAUGUGAUACUUACAAGUAAAGCAAAAUCUCUAUGCCUUUUAAAGCAGUAAAUACUUCCAAAAUCUUCUUGCAUAUUGCAUGCUAUGUGACAAAAUUUGUCUUACUGAAUUUGAACCUCCUGUCCUGUCCUACAACCUCCUUCCUCCUCAGUGAAGUAUGCUUAUGCAUUAAAUGUGAGUUUUCUAAACUGUUUUACUGAGCAUGUUUUUUGUUUUGCUUUCUUUUUGAAGUGGUAUUUACUAAGGAAAUAUUCAUUUAGAUAGAAAGGAGGAGGAUUAUCAAGCUCUUCUGAAAUAGACUGUAGUCCACAUUUUCCCAUAUUUGGUCAAUUCCUUGGCUUUACUACACUCAUCUAUCUACUUCUGGUGUGAUGAAAGUUUUGGUAAUAAAUGUUUGAAGCCCCAUUAAGGCUGGAAUUUAGUUUUCACUGCUGUUGAUCUUGACUCUUAAAAAUAAAAUAGGCAUUAGUGUAUCCCAGCCAACCACAGAGCUAUUGCCAAUGAAGAUGUCUUACAAUUAGGAUGUAUUCUCAAAGCUCUUGAGAACUUUGUUUAUGCACAGACAGGAACUGUGCGCUCUAAUUACCCAAAAUUUUGAAAUUCAUUCAUACUGUUUCUGCCAGUAAAGGUUCAGAGGCUGAAUUCUUCUGAUAGGAUCUAUAGCAAGAAGGUUUCCUCUUGAAGGGGGCUAUAUCAGAGCAAUGUACUAACAAAUUGUGAUUUGGCGGUGGUUACGAUCAGAGUUUCUGGUGUGUGUGGAUUUGGUUGGACUAAUUGGUUGGACCUAUCAGAUGGAUAGGUGAAGUGUCAUUUACCUAAGCAGAAUUUGUUUUAUAGACAGGCAAUCUUUAUCAGAUCUAUUAAGCCUGGCACUGCACAGUGUAAUAGACUGGAUGUUAUGGUAGUUUCCAGGCUCCCAUUUUGCAUUCCUGAGCUACACAAUUUUAAAUGUCUACCAAAAGUCUCACUGAAAUGCCUCCAGAAAAUCAGAACCUUUCUUAAUCUAGAGUGAGAAUGUGAAAAAUGUGCCCUCGGUGUUUCCUGUGGAGCCCCUUCUGGACUAGCACGGCAGUCCUGUUGGCUCAGGACAAUUUAGUGGUUUCCUGACUUGCCCUCAUAAAAGAUUCCUUACCUGGAUAAUCCCUUCCUAUCUUGGCUUGCAUUUUCAUUUGGCUCCUAUUUGACUUUCGUGCUAUAUUUCUUGUUUUUGUGCCUGUAAUGGGUUGACCCUGGCUGAACACCACGUGCCCACCAAAGAUGCUCUAUUCCUUCUCUACUAAACUGCACAGGGUAGAGAAAAUACAACAAGAGACUCGUGGGUCGAGAUAAGGACAGGGAGAGCUCUCUUACCAAUUACCAUCACAGGAAAAACAGAGUCAACUUGGGGAAAAUUAGUUUCAUUUAUUACUAGUCAAAGCAGAGAAGGGUAAUGAGAAAAAAACCCUAAGUCUUAAAACAUCUUCCCCGCAGCCUUCUUCCUGUGCUUAAGUAUACUCCUGAAUUAAUCUUCUGCCCUACAGUGGUUCAGGGGAAUGGGAAAUGGUAGUUACAGUCAGUUCAUUACAAGUUAUUUCUGCCACCCCUUCUUCCUCAGGGGGAAGAAUCUUCACACUCUUGUCUUGCUCCAGUGUGAGGUCCCUCCUGGGGCAGACAGUCCUCCAUGAACUUUUCCAAUGUGAGUCCUUCCCAGGCUCUGCAGUUUGUCAUGAACUGCUGCGGUGUGGGUCCCUUCCAUGGAGAGCAGUCCUUCAAAAACAGGCUGCUCCACACUGGCAUGGGGACCUCCAUGGGCUGCAGGUAUAUAUUUGUCAGACACACAGGGAGUUUCUGGCAGCUUUUCACAGAAGCCACCCCUCCCCUGUGUCAUGCAAACCUUGCCAUGCAAACGUAGUCAGUGCUUCCAAAGUAAAAGGCGGUAAUUUUGUGUUUCUUGCUGUUGUUUUAAAAAAGGUAAAGUGAAAUAUUUUUGAGAGGUCGCAAGUGCUUUGCAUACAUUUAUCAUUUUGUUGGUCAGAUUGUCAUUAUCACAUUAUUCUUCUAUUAGGGGUAUAUGCUGAAAUGGCUGUGGAAUGUUUUUCUAACACAAACUGAGCAUUUUAUUUUACUGUGUUUUACAACAGAAUUUGAGUCAUUAAGGCUUGCCACAGAAUCAGGCUUGUUUGAUAUUUUUAUUAGUGACCUUGUCACUAAUCUUCAUAUGAUGUAGAUUGUGAGAUAGCUUCUGUACAGAGGAGAAAUAAACUAAUGUCGGAAGAUCUGAGUUAACUUUGCAAUGUUGAAUAGAGAAAUAUACAAGAGCCCGGUGUAUAAAACCAGUAAUAAGAUUUUUUGCUAGAAAUUUUUUAACUGGACAACUCAACAAGGAGGGAUACUUGAGUGCUUUAAAUGAGGAGAAUGAAGUAUUGUCAUGAUACCGUCUUGAGUAAAACAAGUGCAAGGAAAGGAUAACUGAGGAGAUGUGGUAGUCAAUGUGCUGGUGAGGCCAUCCUGACAAGGAGACUGCAUUCUGCUCAGCUUUGACAAGGCAUGCAUCUGGGUGCUCCAUGAAGCAUGCUUGUUUCAGUACCUUUCAAGAGCAAGAUUCUACUCAAGAACACAAAUAGAAAUGAUUACAGUGACAUUAUGCAAGAACAACUGGGUGUCUGUGAUACAUUGUCUGUGGAGGAUGUAAAAAAUGACAUUUCUGAUUUUCAUGCUCUGAGUGAUUGUAUGGUGGUUUCCAGAGAAUUAACAAAAUAUGUACCCACAUUUUUGGUGCUUGUUAUGCUGUGUUAUUUUUCAAUCUUACAAUGUUAUGUAUUCAGGCUUUAUGCAUACAUUUAUGUGUACGUUAUGAGAAAAUUGUGUUUCUCUCUAAACUUAAGGUUUUGAAGUAUUAGAAGUUUUCUGUGUCAGUAACAAGAAAACAAAUGCCCAGUAAGCUUUUACACAGAUAAACAUUUUGACCAUUUGAAGUAGUAUAGAUAAUUUUAUUCUAGAAUAGAGAUUGUAAUGGAAAAUAAGUAGUGAAUCCAAUAACAGGUCUGAUUUAGUAAUUUAGAUGACAGUUGGGGGAGGAAGAUGAGGUAUUAUGCAAAUAUUUUGAUGGAAACAAAAAGGUUCCUACAAAAGAAAUGGGGAUGACUGGAAUGUGAGGAGCCUCACUGUUACCUGUAUAUUUUACCUGUGUCUGUAGAUGAUGGUGCACAAAAGGGAAAUAUACUGAGAUGGUCAUUGAAAACAGGUAACAGUAUAAGGGAGCAAGAACAUAAAAUGGUGCCUCUGUAAAUUAACUGCACCUAAUUUAUUGUUUUGCUCAUUGGACUAUUCUUUAUGGUUGCAUGUGGAAUGACUGAAGACAUGGUAAUUCUAUUCUCCAGCAGCAGCGCUUCUAAGAUACUUGUCUAAUGUAGGCAGAGAAUGGGAAGGAACCGAGACAUGUCUUGGUUCCAGUGAAGAUCUACUUUGCAACCCCUGUCCCAGCCCAUGGAUUUUUGCUUCCCAGGCACCUCUUGAGAGCUUUACAAUGUGUGACAUAUACUUGAACAAAGCCAGGUUGUCCAAGAAUCUGCAUGUAAAACUCACCUCCUCUCAUUGACUAGUGCCAGCUUCUCCAUGGCACAGAGAUGUUGUUUUGGGCAGUGAACAUUGAUGACUUCCAUCUGCUUAGCUUUGCAAGCCUUCAAGUAACAUGCAUCACUCCAUCAGGUAUUACCAAGUCUCUAGUAAAUGUACCCCUGUCCUGACUGUACUUUUUCAUUUCAAUUUAUCAGUCUUGAAAAUGGUUUUACUAUUCCUGGGCCAUUGACAACCCUAGUAUGAAAGUAUUAAAUUUUCACACCUGUGUGUACUUCCGCAGUUCCCAAAGAGUGACUCAGGCUUCUUUAUCAAACAGUAAAAUUAGUGUUUCUUUCAGGAAAUACCAGCUUCUUCUGGUAUUUCCUUCUUCUAGUCCUCUGCUUCUUUGGAUUGCAGAUGCAGAAUAAUAAAUAAAAGGGACUGACAAGCUUCUAUGCAGGAAGGAAACCUGGAAUUUAAGAGGGAUUCUUUGAUAUAUCAACUGUGAGCUGGCAAAUACAUGAGCCAUGAACAAGAAUAAAGCUGCGACAGUUUCAGAUAAAUUCAGGCCAACAGUAUUGCCAGUGACAGAUUUGUACUGCAAUUAACAGGAUUAGGGACCAGCAUUCUGGUCAUUACUGGAAUACUUCCAAGUGAUUUGAUUUUUUUUUUUUUUUAAGAUUUCUUUUCGACUUAAUUUUCUGUUUCCUUGACAAGAAUAGUGAAGCACAAAUGGUGUAGCAGACAGACACAGUGUCACUCUUGUCGCUACUUAAGGUACUGUUAGUACCUUGAAUACCACCUAACCUACUCUCUGUUACUGCUCUGUCACUUGGCUGGAGAGAACUGCUGUUGGAUGAUGGAGGAAAGACGUCACUGCCUGCUUUCUCUCCCUUUGAUUUCUGCUCUGAGUUUUGGCAGGGUUCUCUGGGAAGGCUGGAGGGAAGGGAAGCCAAAGGCACAGUUGGUGUGGUGCAGGGCAAUGCUUGGGAAUGGUAUCAUCGGAGAGGCAUAAAACAUAGGAUUUUUUUAUAUAUAGCAAGUGGUUGUUUCCUCCUGUCUGUAUUUAGACCCUAUGUGUACCCUAUCUAUCCUCAAGUCUUUGUCUUCUGGAAAGCAGUUUGUAUCUUAAUUAGAAGACAUUCCCAUAUCAUAUCUAAAGUAUUACAUGUUUUACAUCAUAUUUAGGUGCAGUGUCGAAGGUCAGAAUUCUUUAGAUACCUUUCCAGAAGGAAGUUCAAGAGAUGUUAGUCUUCCUCUAAAGUGCAGAGAAGAAAGGCAGAGGCCAAGUCCUACUCCCAAAAGUCAGUAGAAUGUUAAACUCUGAUGGAUUUCCUAUUCCUGUACUUCCUUAUCUGUAUUUUGGUUUCUCAUGCAGCCUAAUAAGCACUAUUUGGUUGAAGAAUAUCUUUCAGAAGGACAUCCAGACUUGCCUGAAGACAUCAAGUGAUGGAUAAUUCACCACUUCUCUUACUUAACGAAUGGACAGGAGUAGUUGAUGAAAGGCUAAUUCAUUCCCUGGUUCAGUUGUGCCUGGUGAAUUUAUUGCCUAUGGCUGAUGUGAAAAAGCACUGGCUUUAUUUCUGAAAGAGCAGCAAUGUGGUAACUUGGUUUGCUGAAUACUUGCAUUUUAACAGCUUCUUCUGUAGAAGACUAGAGUUCCUAGUAUAUGGUAGUUAUUUUUCUGGAGAUAGAAAGAAUAAAUAAACCCUUCAUGGCUGGUAAGUUGCAUCUAGAAUGUUUUUAUAUCAUCAGAGAAAUAGAUAGACAUUGGAGAAUCUUGUUUUGAGCUUGAGCCUGAAAAAAGCUGUGACUCUAACCUGAGAAUCCUUAGCUUCAUAGUAUUCAGUUUGUAUAGGUACUGCAUCACAUGGAGUGUGACGCAUUUAGAUGUCUUCACUCUGGUAUUCCAGCCACAGGUAAAAGGAGCUCUUGUUUCUCACUUUAUAUGCUAUUAAAUCUAUUUUCAUCAGUUUUGGUAUUUUUGUUCUUCAGGAUCAAGCUAUGGUUAUAUUUGUGAGUAUUACUCGGAUAGUGCUUGAUUAUAGUUUCCAUUGCUUUUGUUUGAAUGUUUAUUUUAAGAAUGACAAGUAUUUUUUUGUAACUUUGCAGAGUACAGAUGCCAAUUCAAA
Molecule: messenger RNA, 15300 nt
Organism: Taeniopygia guttata (zebra finch)
Lineage: Eukaryota; Metazoa; Chordata; Aves; Passeriformes; Estrildidae
Source: RefSeq, a predicted model, not a curated record